AAUGAGUAAUGCUCAGUUCGUCCUGGGAUUUGUUACAACAUAUCUCAACAAACGGUGACGCUGUGCAGCUUGUAACUGUAGGAAUGGACGCAGGAAUUCUUUGUGAGAAGAUGGAGUUGUUUUUACAUAGAUUAUCUUAAUAGCUGUGGUCUUUGUGGGCGUGGCCUUCUCUGAUGACGGGUCCUACAUCCUGGAUUCCAGGGGGGUCGAGGUGGAGCAGGGUCUGACCCCCUCCAGACAACUCUACGAAAACCACGACGCCUUCUCAGAGGACUUCAAGCAGCGAUCCCAAGAGCAGGCCAGGCAGUACACCCUCGAUCAGACUGCCUACAAUGAUCCUAACCCCCGCUACACAUGGGCCUACGCUGUCGACGCCGAGUCGACGGGUGACCUGAAGUCCGCCAGGGAGGAGCGUCGAGGUGACGUUGUCGUCGGCCAGUACUCCGUCAUGGACCCAGAUGGUGUUCGUCGCACCGUCGACUACCAGGUCGCUCCUGGAACUGGAUUCCAGGCCACCGUCAGGAAGGAGGAGACAAACGCCAUCCAGAAUCAGCGCGAGCAGUACAGCCAGUACCAGAGCCAACAGAGCAGCAGAAACCAACAGCAGCAGCAGCAGUACCAGAGACUGAACAGAAAUCAGCAGAAUUAUCAGCAGUCCAGCUCGAACCAGAGACAGCAGAAUGUCGACGUACAGAAUGGCCGCAGAAACGACCAGUACACCCAGUUCCAGAGCCAGAGGAAUCAGUAUCAGUCGAAUGACCGUCGUGAUUUCCAGACUCAAAGAAACAACAGGAAUGAACUCCAGACCCAAUUCCAGAACCAGAGGGAGAAUAUAAACGAAUUCCAGACCCAAUUCCAGAACCAAAGGGAAAACAGGAAUGAGUUCCAGAUCCAGAGGGAAAAUCGUAAUGAAUUCCAAAACCAGUUCCAAAACCAGAGAGAAAACAGAAAUCAAUUCCAGAACCAGUUCCAGAACCAGAGGGAAAACAGGAACGAAAUCCAGAACCAGAGGGAAAACAGAAACGAAUUCCAGACCCAGUUCCAGAACCAGAGGGAAAACAAGAACCAAUUCCAGAACCUUCAGCAGCAACGCCAGCAGAACUAUCAGAACGAAAACCGUUUCCAGACUGAGCAGACGAGACUGAGUCAGUUCCAGGAUCAGCAGAACUACAGACAAGAGUCACAGACUGAGAACAGAGACAACUUCCAGCUCAGUCGUGUUCCAGGAUCUGGAGUCAUCCUCAAGAGCUCCGCCCUUAACCAGCAGCGCUACGGAGAGAACAGAAACCACCACUUCAACAAUGAACAGCUGAACAGCGAAAGGAACAAUCUGUAUUCCAGGAACUUCGACAGCAAUGAACGGAAUGUGAACCGUUACGGAAAUAUCAAUAAUUAUCAGUACGAACAGAGGCAAGAUGGAAGCCGUUAUGGUCUCAACCGUCAAAACCAGAUUCAGGAUAACAUGAAUGACCGUCACCAGUUCGACAGGGAUCAGAGGACCGGUGGACAUCAGUACAACCAGGAGAAAUUGAUCAAUCAGAGGCAACAGCAACAGUCCACAAGAUACAGUGAAAACAGCAAUAACCAAAACAGACUGAACCAAUACAACCAAAAUAGCCAAAGCCAAAACGAAAACCAACGCUACGGAUCAGCCGAGUUCAGGAACCAAGUGCAGAGAUCACAGAGUUUCUCGAACGAUGAGAACCAAUACCAAAGGGUUUACCCCACCCGGGAGAAUCAAUACCAGAGGUCUCAGUACGACCAAAAUCAUCAGUAUAAUCAGAGAUCAAGCAACACCCAGAGACAGAAGAGUUCCCAGUUCUCUCAGAACUACCAACAGCGUUCCAGCCAGCAGCAGAACCUUCGUCAGGGCCAGCAGUACUCUUCAGUAGCAUCCCAGAACCAGAACCAAUAUGGGAGGACUUACUCUCCCGUCAGCGUCGUUCUUGCUGGAAGGAACUAAGGCUCCACUGUCCUAAUGUCCUGAAGUCCUAAUCUGUAGGUAAGAAGGGCUUACUAUGACGGUUAGACGACUAAUAAUAUGGAAUUCGGUGUACAGGAAAAUCUACAAUAUUCAAGUUCUAGAAGUCACUACGGAUAACAAACGUAUGGAAGGAGGAAUUUGGAAAUAUUCAUGGAAAACUUUAGUAAUGUUUCACGGUAUUAAUCGGUUCAUUUUUACUGAACGGUGCAAAUAUCAGUUGUGAAUUAAUUCCUCCGAGCAUUGUAACAUCUCUAGUUAUCCCAGGACGUUCUAGUACGGCUUAGAAUUUUGUAAUAAAGGUAUCGGUACAAAAAAAAA
Molecule: messenger RNA, 2302 nt
Organism: Macrobrachium nipponense
Lineage: Eukaryota; Metazoa; Arthropoda; Malacostraca; Decapoda; Palaemonidae
Product: myb-like protein Z
Exons: 3
Coding region: 449-1963 (504 amino acids)
Cellular component (GO): extracellular matrix
Source: RefSeq, a predicted model, not a curated record